Chenopodium quinoa (quinoa) is the source of this 546-nucleotide messenger RNA. RefSeq lists its product as uncharacterized. The record is from RefSeq and is a predicted model, not a curated record. The transcript has a single exon. Lineage: Eukaryota; Viridiplantae; Streptophyta; Magnoliopsida; Caryophyllales; Amaranthaceae. Bases 1 to 546 code for a protein of 181 amino acids.
AUGCCAACUUAUGCUAAAUUUCUUAAAGACAUUUUGAGUAAUAAAAGAGAAGUUGACUUUGUGGAAACCAUUAAUAUGCCGGAAAAUUGUAGUGCAAUUAUUCAAAAUAAGUUGCCCACUAAGCUUAAAGAUCCCAGUAGUUUUUCUAUUCCAUGUGCUAUUGGUGAAAUGGUAAUUGAUCGUGCUUUAUGUGAUCUUGGUGCUAGCAUAAGCUUGAUUCCCCUUUCUAUGUGCAAAAGACUUGGCCUAGGAGAGUUAAAGCCCACCAACAUUUCCCUUCAAUUAGCCGAUCGUUCGGUUAAGAUGCCUUUGGGAAAAUUAGAGGAUGUCCCCCUUAGGGUGGGCAAACUUUACAUUCCGGUGGAUUUUAUUGUGCUUAAUAUGGAUGAGGACUUGAAUGUCCCCAUAAUUCUAGGUAGGCCUUUCUUAGCCACGGCGGGGGCCAUUAUUGAUGUGAAACGUGGUAAAUUGUCUUUGCUUGUUGGAAAAGAGAAAGUGGAAUUCAAAUUGAACCAAGUUAUGAAAUGUCCUUCCAACAUGGAAUGA